AUGUUGAUUUAUGUUUCAAAGACGCGGUUCAGCUCCAACUGCCGCGAUUUUGAAAACUUUUCUACGAAUUUCCGAACAGACACCUUACGCCGUAGCAGUUCACUGCAGGGCCGGUCUGGGAAGAACAGGAACGUUAAUCGCGGCCUACCUGAUACAGCAUUAUCGGAUGACGGCAUGCGAAGCAAUCGCUUGUGCAACCGGGUACGGUUGUGCCGUCCGGGAUCCAUAAUCGUGAAAUCACAACAAUCGUUUUUGGCACACAACGAAAGAAUGUUGUGGAAAAAAAGAGAUGCACUUCGGUAA
Molecule: messenger RNA, 303 nt
Organism: Macrosiphum euphorbiae (potato aphid)
Lineage: Eukaryota; Metazoa; Arthropoda; Insecta; Hemiptera; Aphididae
Source: the annotation of a GenBank genome assembly